GGACGCGCUUGUUAGGAGAAGGCUGUUGCACUCGCUCCAACGGUACAAGUUCCCCGUCAGGGACCUUCCCAUAUUAAGCCCUUCCUAUUUCUCCUCCUUCCCCUCGUCCCAUUCUCUCUCUUGCUUCAAUCGCCGGAAGCGAGCCGCGAGAAGGGCGAGGGAGAGGAAGGAAGGGGAGGAACAUCCGUCGGGGCACCGCCAUGGGUUUCUGCAUUCCCUGCACCAAAGCGCUGACGGCGGACGAUUUGGCUCAGCAGAUCCCCCACCCUCCGCUUGGAAAAUCAAAGUCAGAUUCGAAAUUCUCAUUCGACUGGAAGAAUAAAGGUUCAAGGAAGAUCUCAAAAUGUGGCUCUUCGCACAUUUCUGCCAAAACAUUUCCGUUUAAAGAGCUGGCCGAGGCAACUGACAAUUUCAGGGAUGAUUGCCUCUUGGGAGAAGGAGGAUUUGGUCGAGUUUAUAAAGGCAGGUUGGAAAGCAUUCAACAGACAGUAGCUAUAAAGCAGCUUGAUCUCAAUGGUGUACAAGGAAAUAGGGAAUUUAUGGUUGAAGUCAUGAUGUUGGGUCUGCUUCACCACCCCAACCUUGUUAAUCUAAUCGGGUAUUGUGCUGACGGCGACCAAAGGCUUUUGGUUUAUGAAUAUAUGCCACUAGGAUCCUUGGAAGAUCAUCUUCACGGAGGCCUUUCUUCAGAUAAGAGGCGGCUCGACUGGCACCACAGAAUGAUAAUAGCUGCUGGAGCAGCAAAAGGAUUAGAGUACUUGCACGAUGUGGCAAACCCUCCUGUGAUUUAUCGUGAUUUAAAAUGCUCAAACAUUCUACUCGACGAGGACUAUAACCCAAAGUUGUCAGAUUUUGGUCUUGCAAAACUUGGUCCUGUCGGCGAUAAUACUCAUGUCUCCACCAGAGUGAUGGGCACAUAUGGGUAUUGUGCUCCAGAAUAUGCAAUGACUGGACAACUGACACUUAAGUCGGAUGUUUAUAGCUUUGGAGUUGUCCUUUUAGAACUUAUAUCCGGAAGAAGAGCAAUGGACAAUUUUAGACGUCCAGGCGAGCGAAAUCUUGUUUCGUGGGCGAAGCCAUUGUUCAAGGACAGGAAGAAGUUUCCACAGAUGGUUGAUCCGAUGCUUCAGGGUCAGUACCCGAUACGGGGCUUGUACCAAGCAAUUGCCAUUGCUGCAAUGUGCGUUCAGGACCAGCCGAGCUUGAGGCCUCGGAUAGCUGAUGUUGUAUCAGCUCUUUCUUACUUGGCUACACAAACUCACCACCACAAGAACCAAUCCACUUAGAGCAGUCUGCCCUCAUCAGCACCUCAACUGGACAGAAACCAAGCAGUCGAUCCAAAAGAGAUUAACAGUGGGUUCGUAGAACCGAGCAGAUCAUUUGAAUUUACCCCCAAACACUCUUUUGUGAAUCCUAAACUGUUUGUUUAAUCCUUCCUUUUGACUCUUUUAGCUUUAGGGUCGACAAAUUUUCAUUGCUUGAUGUAUAAAUUGAUCAUUGAGGUGAUUCUUGGUUCUUGUAUAACUUCACCUAUUUUCCAUAAUUUAUAAAGAUCAUUGAAGUCA
Messenger RNA from Zingiber officinale, 1565 nucleotides. Its product is annotated as probable serine/threonine-protein kinase PBL7. Lineage: Eukaryota; Viridiplantae; Streptophyta; Magnoliopsida; Zingiberales; Zingiberaceae. Bases 201 to 1286 code for a protein of 361 amino acids. Gene Ontology annotation, biological process: protein phosphorylation. The record is from RefSeq and is a predicted model, not a curated record. The transcript is spliced from 5 exons. Gene Ontology annotation, molecular function: ATP binding; protein kinase activity.